AUGGACGUGAAAUUAACAGUGUUCAUAGUGCUCGUCGCCCUGGGCUUGCUCAUCGACUACUCCUCGGCAGACUUCUACAAUCGUCAAACACCUAAACAAGAAGACAUUGGAACGUUGGACCUGAAAUGUGUCCCAGGGCGGACGGUUAUGAAAGUUGAAGAAAAAGUUAUACAAAUUGAUAAAGUGACGAGUGACUCUGAGGAGUUCGUUAAAAGAAGGUUCUCUGAUGCGGAUGCAGAGGAAGGCUGUUCUAUAUGUGUAUGCUCAACCGAUGGUAAAGGCGAAUACUGUAGUAAAAGUUCUACAGGGAGCGUCAAUGAAUGUAUGGUAAUCAGCGCCGCUAUGCAGAAGCGUCAGACAGGGGAACCAUUCGAACUAGAGAAAAAUCUUGCGUACAGAAUUAGGAGAGAUCUAAUUUGGCACAACGACGAGAUCCCCUAUGAUCCUGCAUCGAAGUGCUACCGAGGACACUCAUAUUACACCAACCACGACACUCCAAACGAAACGGACAUAAACUAUCAAGAAGAAGACAUGACGUCACUGCUCGACUAUAAAUCCAAUACCAAUUGCUAUUACUGCGUGUGCUCUGUCAGCGGGGACGAAGCAGGGUGCAUAAGCAGAAGCCUCUGGUUCUGCAACUAUCUCAGAUACUUGAGGUCUGAUAAAGCAUCGAGAGACAUGUACGGCCAUUUGUUUCAACAAGAUCGACCAACUUACUUCAGGCAACUGUCCUGGAGAAUGAGGAGAACCAUGGACAACAGUCUAUUUAACUUAAUUGAACAUGGAGGCGACACGUUGUGCUGCAGCCAUCCUGAUGGCCACCGGAGACAACUACACAACGGGGUACACAACAAACUGCGGACCUUGAAGAGACGAAUCCCGAAGGAGAACCUGCUGGGAGGAGCCAUGAGAGGAGAUUAUGUUGACUUCGUGGUCAAUAAUGAUUAA
Arctia plantaginis is the source of this 948-nucleotide messenger RNA. NCBI's taxonomy places the organism in Eukaryota, Metazoa, Arthropoda, Insecta, Lepidoptera, Erebidae. The record is from the annotation of a GenBank genome assembly.